Corticium candelabrum is the source of this 6061-nucleotide messenger RNA. Its product is annotated as sodium leak channel NALCN-like. The coding region runs from base 42 to 5846 and encodes 1934 amino acids. The transcript has 46 exons. Gene Ontology annotation, molecular function: monoatomic cation channel activity. NCBI's taxonomy places the organism in Eukaryota, Metazoa, Porifera, Homoscleromorpha, Homosclerophorida, Plakinidae. The record is from RefSeq and is a predicted model, not a curated record. Gene Ontology annotation, cellular component: plasma membrane. Gene Ontology annotation, biological process: transmembrane transport; positive regulation of synaptic transmission, cholinergic; positive regulation of synaptic transmission, GABAergic.
UUGGUGUUCCGGAUGAUUGCGCUGUGAUCGACUAAUUUUUUAUGACGGAUAACUCGACCAUAUCUGUCGAUCCGUCAUUAGUUAGUGCACGGAUCGACGUUCGAAAAGAUUCGCUUGAUCUUCCAAUUUUGAUCCAGAGGACAAGAGAAGGAAGCAGUGACAGAGAACAUGAUGGAGAUGAUAGUGGAGCUAAAGGAAGAAGCGGUUCUUUAAAUCCUCCUGGGGGAAGAAGUCGAUCUGCGUCUGCAUCACCAAAGCCACGGUUUAGUCAUCAUCGCAGAUCAUCUAUUCAUAGUCGUGAUCGUCCCUCUGGUCACAGCUCAUUUGUAGUCCAUCCAAUCAAUGAAUUAGCUCCAACGGGAGCUCAAAGAAGUCAUCACAGAGGGAGCCGCGUCUCAUUUGCAAACAUUCGCUCAGCAAUACCAACAGAUAUAGAAAGUGAUCUGUUUCAAUAUGAUGAUACAUGGGCAUCUCCGUGGUUCAAAAAGAAAUGGGCACAAAUAUUUUACAUGAUUUGCUACACUGUGUCAACCGUGUCCGUUGCAUGUAACAGCCCAAAGUCGUUCAACAAUGUGUCAGCACUGAUCUAUGUGACGUUGGUCAUCGAUUGUAUACUUGUAUUUCCAUUUGGUCUCCUCAUCAUGUCAGAGAUUCGUUAUCGAGGCAUAUGGAAGAAAACGUCUCGGUCGAGGUCAAGACCAUUUCUGAAGAACUUCUGGUGCUGGUUGGAUUCUAUUGUCUACAUUUGUCUUUUUGCAUCGAUCAUUUUGCAGGCAUUUGAAAUAAAGGAUUCGAAUAGCUAUUCCAAUGAUGCAAGGAGUUUAGUUCGCUUGCCUCGAGCGUUGACUGUUCUUCUUGUGUUUCGUUUUGGCAAGUUUAAUCGACCUUCCAAACAUACCAUACAGAUAGUGAAACGUGCUGCUAAGCAGAUCAGAAAUGCAGCUAUUUUGUUUGGAUACAUUACCUUCUUGUUUGCAUUGGUUGGCAUUCAGCUAUUUGGUGAGAUAAAUGACCAUUGUGUUAACGACACAAUUGUUGACAACACAGCUGAAGACAAUUUCAGUAUUAGAGACUACUCUCUAAUAACUCCAAAAGUGCUCGCCAUUCCUGACACACUGUGUAAUGCCAAUGACAACAACAGUCGUGGUGUUAUCAACAAUUACGGCUACACGUUGGGAUUUCAACCUUGCCGAGACAACACAUCCGAACGACAACUCAGAUGUCCAAGCGGGUUUUCAUGCAAACAUUUUCCUACUGACAAACAAAACGAGAACCUUGGCGACUUUUCUAAUCUUUAUUCAGCUCUGUUGACUGUCUAUGACAGCAGUACACAAGAGUUGUGGUCAUUCCUUAUGUAUGAUGCGAUCGAUUUUAGUGAUGUAGCAUUUGUGGCUCCUCUUUAUUUUCUCUUGCUGAUUAUUUUUGUUGGCUGGCUGGCAGAGAACGUCUUUGUUGUCGUUGUGAUCGAAGCGUUUGCUGACUUCCGCAGUAAAUUAUUUGAACGCUACGCUCCCUCAGCUCCAGAACACAUACCAAGUGCAGUUCUUCAAAAACAUGAGGGCAACACUCGUGGAUGGACGCUGGUAUUGCGAGAAGAUCAAGUCAAACUGGACAACAGACUAAAACGCUUUCUAGCCUCUAAGGCAUAUAAGUGGAUUGUUGUUGUUUUGGUUUUGUUGGAGGCUGUGCUGAUGGCAUGCAGAGUAACGUCUGAUUCACCGGGACUGCGUGAUGAAGUUCUCUUGCCAAUUCAGAUUUCUUUCACUGUCAUCUUUGUGAUCGAAAUGGCACUUAAGAUUUGGUCAUUUGGAAGGAAACGCUACUUUAGCAAACAUAUGACUGUGUUUGAAUUUGUGACCUCGGUUGGUAGCAUAGCGAACAUCAUCCAGUGGUUAAUUGUGGGCAACAACAAUCCUCACUACUUGGCACUAUUUCAGGUGAUGCGUAUAUUUCGACUCAUUCGGGCAUCUAAAACGAUAGAAGAUUUUGUGUAUCAGAUUCUUGGUGAUGGAAAGCGUCUUGGCAUUCUACUGAUCGCGACGUUGCUCUUUCUCUUUAUCUUUGGCAUUUUUUCUCUGCAGGCAUUUUGUCACUUCCAAGACGUUGACCAGUUUGCCACAUUUCCUGUUGCAUUUAUGAGUACGUUUCAGAUCAUUAUCCAGGAAGGAUGGGUAGAACUGACGAGCGAAGUGAUGAACAAAACUCCUCCAUACGUCGCUUACACAGCAAGCGUAUGCUUCUUUCUGUUCGUCCAUCUUGUUGGAUCUUUGAUAAUUUUCUCGAUGUUUGUGGCUGUGAUUGCUGAUAAUCUCGAGUUACCUGAAGAGUUGAAGCUACAGAAGCAGGAGCAGCAGAGUCGCAUAAUAACGGAGGGUGAAGAGGAGCUGCCGUGGCGUCUCAAAGUCUUUGAACUCUUUCCGAAUAAUCCCAAGCUUGUGCAUAUUCCAAACGCUCCAAAUUACGAGGUUCCAGCCAUCAGAGAGAGUGUCAUGAGAAAUUUUAUUGAUUCUGGUGAGAUGAUGAGAAACGAGUGGCGCAACCAGAACAUUGAGUCGCUGCCACAGGCAAACACUGAUGUCCCCUUACCAAGGAGAGACACACAUUUUUAUUUGUUUACCUCGUUGACAACACAAAGACAAAACCUACUCAGGAAGCGUUCGAGUAUUGCAUCAAUCAUACAUGAGUCUGAGCGCUCAAGAUGUGCACCUGAUAAGAUAGAGGCCAUCAGCACUGUAGGUGGAAGGCGUGUUGUUCCACCAACAGCCACGAAUCGUCGUCUAACUGCUUCAAAGAUCGAUGCAGAUCAAACCUCUUGGAGGAAAACGCUUCGAAGAAGCAAACAUAAGACGGUUACUGAUCACGUCCAGAAAGAUUUGUCAAGGAGUAAGUCUGGAGAAGUGGAGGGCGCACUGAAUGUUGAUCAGACAUUGCACUUCAGAAUGAGAAGAAGCCAAGAAGAAGCAAUGAGGAAGAGGGAGACAAAAGAAGACGAAUUGAGAGGAAACCAUAGUUUCUUUGACUCGUCACUAUUUCUCUUUGGUUCAAACAAUCGAUUCAGAAGCUUCUGCAAGCGAAUUGUUGAUGCAAAAUACGAAUACAAACAGGACACAGAAGCUGUCGAGUCUUUGCGAUCACAUCCUUUGAAGCUAAAUUCGUCAUUCCUGGAAUCGGCAAAAGAGUUUGCAUCGAGGCUGACAUAUCUCGACUGGAUUAGUGUUAAUAUUGCGAUGAUCACAUCUAUUCUCAUGUGCUUUGAAACACCAAAACACAGAGCUUCUCCUGACUGUCUCUUUCUUUACGUAUCUGACUUUGUGUUUGUGACUGUCACCGGUCUCGAGCUUCUUCUGAAGAUAGUUGCUCAUGGCCUUGUGUUUGCUCCGAAAGCAUUUAUCAAAGACUUAGGAAAUGUUUUUGACAUUUUUAUUUUUGUGGUGAGCUUGUUGUAUCUAAUCAUCCUUCCUAAUCCUGAUCCAGCUGGAGAAACAGAUGCUGUCAAGUCACUCUUGGCACUGCGCUGCUUACGACCACUUCGUGUCAUCAGUCUUUCUCCAACUAUUCGCAAGACCAUUUCUGAAAUGUUUAUUGUCAACACUGUGAGCACCAGCCAGAAGUCACAGUAUGGUUUAGACAUUCUUUACGUGACGGUGCUGCUGAUUGGAUUUAUAUUUAUGUGGGCCAGCUAUGGACUUCAGCUGUAUUCCGGCAAGCUGAAACACUGCAACGAUGUCUUGAUAGCAAACGAAACGGACUGCGUCGGCUACUUUGAAAUGCCCAUCUCAGUGAAGAGUUGGCUCAUCUUUAAAGACAACUCGUCAGAUUAUCCAACCAUGCUAGUGCCACGUGUCUGGUCAAAUCCACGGAAUUUUCAUUUUGAUAACAUUGGUACUGCCUUUCUCACUCUUUUUGAAGUGAUAACACUAGAAGGCUGGCUGCAAGUUCGUAAUGUUCUUAAUGAGAGACUAGGAUGGGGUACACAGUUGUUUCUCUUCUCGUACAUUUUUCUCGGCAUUUUGGUUGUGCUGACAUUGUUUGUUGGCGUCAUCUUGAUAAACUUCCAGAAGAACAAAGGAACUGCUUUACUGACUGUUGACCAGAGACGAUGGCGAGAUCUCAAAAAACGACUUCAACUUCUUCAGCCUUUGACGAUGCCUCCACGACCUGACAACAGUCAGUGGAGGGCGUGGCUGUACGACCAAUUGCAGACUCGUGUAUACAAGUGGACGUCUGUGUUGAUGAUUUUUCUUCAGAGUUUGACCCUCCUCUUUCCAUGGAGGAGUUUUGGUGUAUCAGGAAAUGAUGGUAAACGUACUAGUGACAGCCAGGAAGGCCUGAUGAUUGCGGGAGUUGUUUUUAUUGUAUAUUUUAUACUUGAGAUUAUUCUCAAGAUAAUUGCUCUCUCCGUUCGAGGUUUCUUUCUGAGUAAACGUAACUUGUAUGAGUUGUUCAUCACAGUCGUCGGAUUCGCAUACUUCAUUAGUGCAAUGGUUUCACUCUCGACGAACGACUGGACUGUCACACGACCUUUGGGAAUCACUGCUAUUAUAAUGCGGACUGUUAUGCUUGUAGGGAAAAUCGAAGCGCUGAAGAUGCUGAUGCUCACUCUGGUAGUGACUGUUGCGAGAAGCUUUUAUGUGUUUGCAGCAUUGACCAUCAUGUUGAUAUCUUACGCUCUUAUUGGAGUCGUUCUCUUUCAUAAUGUGAGCUGGGGUCAAGCAAUUGAUCGGUAUGCCAAUUUUCAAUCAUCGGUCCAUGCUUUACUUUUAAUGUUUCGAAUCGUGACUGGAGAAGACUGGAACCAGAUUAUGCACGACUGUAUGGUUCAACCUCCAGAAUGUGAAGGUCAUAACUGCGGCAAUGUUGGAGCUGCUGUCAUCUUUUUCUGCUCGUUUUAUGUUCUCGUCUCUUUUAUUGUUCUCAAUGUAUUGAUUGCUGUGAUGAUCGAAAAUUUCUCACUGUUUUACUCAAGUGAAGAGGAUGCUCUGCUUAGCCAUCAUGAUUUGAAGGGAUUUUUGGCUAAUUGGAAUGUUAUAGACCGGGAGAGAAAGGGGGCUAUACCAGCAAGACAUGUGGAGUUUCUACUUAGAAUACUUGAUGGUCGUUUGAAGAUUGACAUGGACAACGACAAGUCAAAAUUUCAACACAUAAGUCGCGAAAUAGAAAAGUUUCAUGGCGACGAAAAGCUCGUAGGAUUUCAGAAAGUGAUAAGUGUAUUGGCUUUUUGGUCAGUUGAUAUCAAAGACUGUUUAACUUUUGAUGAAUAUUGGGUGAGGAAAGAGCUGGAAGAUAUGAUACGUUACGAGGUCGCUCAGAAAACGAUUCAAAGUUGGCUUGAACGAUCGUUCAGAGCGAUCAACGAGAACGAAGCUGCAGCUCAGAGUAGACAAAGCCCUGCGAUCUCUCUCAAUCCUAUUAAACAGCCACAGAUGCAGCACUACGGAUGUGACGAAAUUGAGAUAUCAGAGUUCACCGAUACGUUGAGAGCUGCAGGAGGAGAGAACUCGGAUUCGAGUGGCGAAGAGAACGACGAGUGUCAUGGACGAUCAAGGCUCCUGUCGACGGAUACAGGACAGAGUAUUGCACCGUUGUCUGCACCAGUCAAGGCGCAUGCACGGGUCAGCGAUCAGAGAGGAGACAGCACUCGGUCAGAUGACAGUAUGAAGUCCAGACGUAUCGGUCGUCCAAGGUCACUUGGUGAUAGCACAUUGAUGAACACUGGGAGGCAAAUUAGUAUUCAGUCUGAUGACAUGGCGCCACUGAUUCAGCUUGGAACAAAAGCGGUGACUGAUGAGAUCUGUGAUUGGUUUAACGAACAGUUUGAGAAUGAGAGUGACAACAGCGAUUUUUAGCCGACAUAAAGGGUACCCAAUAUUGACAGUUGGGAGGUGCGUAUGAUGUAGAGAUUUCUAGUUUAUCUUCAGAGUUGUGAGGAUCGAUUCACUAGGUAUAUAUAAGGACGAUGUGGUGCAAAACUAUUAGUGUAGCAUUGAUUUGUAGUGUGCAUUUGGUUGCUAUUGUAAACUUGUUUUGGAAACAAAAACAACAUGAGGAUGAAAUAACAAAA